Messenger RNA from Indicator indicator, 1209 nucleotides. It is a transcript of the gene STAC, whose product is annotated as SH3 and cysteine rich domain. The record is from RefSeq and is a predicted model, not a curated record. NCBI's taxonomy places the organism in Eukaryota, Metazoa, Chordata, Aves, Piciformes, Indicatoridae. The transcript is spliced from 11 exons. Gene Ontology annotation, molecular function: transmembrane transporter binding. Gene Ontology annotation, cellular component: extrinsic component of cytoplasmic side of plasma membrane. Gene Ontology annotation, biological process: skeletal muscle contraction; positive regulation of voltage-gated calcium channel activity; positive regulation of protein localization to plasma membrane. Bases 1 to 1209 code for a protein of 402 amino acids.
AUGAUUCCUCCGAGCAGCACGACUGAAGUCAGCGUGGAUAGUGUGGAGAAAGAGAAUGAAGUGGAGCAGCCCCCAUCUCCAGCAUCAACUACAAGCCAGGAAUCAAAGCUGCAGAAGCUGAAGAGAUCCCUCUCCUUCAAGACUAAGACCUUGCGGAGUAAAAGCGCAGACAACUUCUUCCAGAGGACGAACAGCGAUGUGAAACUGCAAGUGGACCUGGUGCCCGAGGUGAGCCCCGGCAGCGGGCAGCUGCCCAGCCCGGAGAGCCAGGCCGCCUCCCCCUCCAGAGCCCCGCAGCUCACCGAGAACAGCAAGGCUCACAUCUUGCAGGAGCACAUCUUCAAGAAGCCCACCUUCUGUGACGUCUGCAACCACAUGAUUGUCGGGACGACUGCUAAGCAUGGGCUGCGCUGCAAGGCCUGUAAGAUGAGCAUCCACCACAAGUGUGCAGACAGCAUUGGACAGCAGCGUUGCAUGGGCAAGCUGCCAAAGGGAUUUCGACGGUACUACAGCUCACCACUGCUCAUUCAUGAACAGUUUGGCUGCAUCAAAGAAGUGAUGCCUAUUGCCUGUGGAAAUAAGGUUGACCCUGUGUAUGAAACUCUCCGCUUUGGGACUUCCUUAGCCCAGAAAACCAAAAAGGGCAGCUCUGGAAGUGGGUCUGACUCUCCCAACAGAAACUCUGCAGCUGAUUUGGCAGAAGUCCCUGAGGAAGGUGGUGGCUCAGCAGGCACCCUUGACAUAAGCAGGAAGCGCAGCAACAGCGUGUUUACAUACUCUGAAAAUGGCACAGAACACUUUGGAGAAGAACCAAAAAGCUUCCAUUCCCCGGGACCAUUUUAUAAAAGCACGUUACAAAUGAACACCUAUGUGGCCUUGUACAAAUUUGUACCCCAGGAAAAUGAAGACUUGGAGAUGAGGCCAGGAGAUAUGAUCACUCUUCUGGAAGACUCCAAUGAAGACUGGUGGAAGGGGAGAAUUGAUGACAGAACUGGAUUUUUUCCUGCUAACUUUGUUCAAAGAGUGCAGCAUGAUGAGAAGAUUUACAGGUGUGUCAGGACGUUCAUUGGCUGCAAGGAACAGGGGCAGAUAACUCUGAAAGAGAACCAGAUCUGUGUGACGUCUGAGAAGGAACACGAUGGCUUUAUCAAAGUAUACAGCGGGAAGAAGAAAGGCUUUGUCCCCAUAGAUGUCUUGGAAAACAUCUGA